Molecule: messenger RNA, 954 nt
Organism: Bacillus rossius redtenbacheri
Lineage: Eukaryota; Metazoa; Arthropoda; Insecta; Phasmatodea; Bacillidae
Product: circumsporozoite protein-like
Exons: 5
Coding region: 1-954 (317 amino acids)
Source: RefSeq, a predicted model, not a curated record
AUGGGGGCGGCCGAGGAGGGCGGCGGCAGCAGCGGUGUGGCGGCGUCUUCCGCGGCAGGUGUCGGCGCGCCCCAGGUGGCUCGCGUGGCGGUGGUGCGCGUGGCAGGUGGCGGUGGUGCGUCGGCACCUUCUGCAUCAGGCGGCGGCAUGCCCCAGGUGGUGCGCGUGGCAGGCGGCAUCGUGCCCCAGGUGGUGCGCAUGGCAGGUGGCGGUGGUGUGUCGGCGCCUUCUGCAUCAGGCGGCGGCAUGCCCCAGGUGGUGUGCGUGGCAGGUGGCGGUGGUGUGGCGGCGCCUUCAGCGGCAGCGGCGUCUGGUGUGGUGGCGGCGUCUGUUGUGACAGCGUCUGUUGCGGCGGCGUCUGGUGUGGUGGCGUCUGUUGUGGCGGCAUCUGGAGUGGUGGCGUCGGCGGCGUCUGUUGCGGCGGCUGUUGCGGCGGCAUCCGGUGUAGUGGCGGCGGCGUCUGGUGUGGUGGUGUCUGUUUCGGCGGCGUCUGGGGAACCACUUUCGACCGAACCCGACCAAGGGGACCCGGCCGACGGGGGCCAGUCACUCCUCCCGGCGCACGCCCUCCCGGAGGACUCGAGCGACCGCGAGAGACAGCCAAGGACGCCACUCUGGAAGGUCAGGAACACCUCGCCGAUGGAGGACUGGAAGCGGACACCCCACAUGACCCCUUCUCAUCGAGCUGCCUCUCACUUCAUGUGCCGCAGUGCCACCUCCAGCUGUCUCCGCAGCAUCCGAGACGGUGUCCGCCAGAGCCAACACUUUACGCACGGUGGCACCGCCUCCUGGCCCACCUGCCCCCGCAGCGUCCGAGGUGGCGUCCUCCAGUGCCAGUACUUCACGUGCCGCGCCGCCUCCUCCCGGCCCAGCUACCCCGCAGCGUCCGAGGCGGCGUCCGCCCGCAUCAAGAUGCUGCGAGACACAGGACAUGAAGGUUGCCGGCUGUGCUAG